AUGGAAGAUAACCAGACUGUGGUAUCUGAGUUUAUUUUUCAGGGACUUUGUACCUCAAAGGAACUGCAGAUCUUUCUCCUGCUGCCAUUUUCCACUCUCUACGUGAUAACUGUGGUAGGCAACCUCUUUGUUGUGAUAUUAAUCAUCACUGAUCAUCAUCUCCAUUCUCCCAUGUACUUUCUUCUAGCCAAUCUCUCAUUUGUUGACUUCUGCCUUUCUUCAGUAAAUACACCCAAACUGAUCACAGACCUUCUAAAAGAUAUUAAAACUAUUUCUUUUGGGGGUUGCAUGAGCCAGAUCCUCUGCGUGCAUUUCAUUGGAGGAAGUGAGAUGGUGCUUCUUGUAACAAUGGCCUAUGACCGCUAUGUGGCCAUCUGCAGGCCACUCCACUACACCAGCAUCAUGGACAGACAGAAGUGCAUCUGGCUUGUUUUGAUAUCAUGGAUCAUUGGAUUUGUGCAUGGCAUUAGUCAAUUGCUCUUGAUUGUAGAUCUACCUUUCUGUGGACCUAGAGUGAUAGACAGCUUUUUCUGUGAUAUUCCUUUGGUGAUGAAAUUAGCCUGCACCAAUACUGAUACUCUGGAAAUCGUGAUAAAUGCUGACAGUGGUAUUUUAGCAACAUCUUGUUUCAUUCCAUUGCUGAUAUCUUACACUUACAUUCUAUUAACUGUUCAACUUUAUUCUAAAGAUGGUUCAGCCAAGGCACUCUCUACCUGUACCUCCCAUAUCACAGUGGUUGUGCUAUUCUUUGGGCCCAUCAUUUUUAUCUAUCUGUGGCCAGUCAGCAUCCCUUGGGUGGACAAGUUUCUUGGUGUGUUUUAUACAGUCAUCACACCUUUUCUGAAUCCAGCCAUCUAUACACUUAGAAAUAAAGACAUUAAGAAUGCCAUAAAGAAGCAGAUAAAUUACAUGUAA
This is a messenger RNA of Microtus oregoni (creeping vole), 915 nucleotides long. Its product is annotated as olfactory receptor 4K3-like. The record is from RefSeq and is a predicted model, not a curated record. Gene Ontology annotation, biological process: G protein-coupled receptor signaling pathway. Gene Ontology annotation, cellular component: membrane. The coding region runs from base 1 to 915 and encodes 304 amino acids. The transcript has a single exon. Gene Ontology annotation, molecular function: G protein-coupled receptor activity; olfactory receptor activity. Lineage: Eukaryota; Metazoa; Chordata; Mammalia; Rodentia; Cricetidae.